CAAAGGAACACACAAUGGCGCCCUCAAGUCCUGCAGAGUCUAUUUCGGAUGAUUCUCAUGAAUUCUCCGGAUCAGACUCAUCUGACCAGGAAGGAAAUGGAGGGGUGGAAAUCCAGGCAAGAGCGCCGAAGCGCAGACGUCUUUCUGAAUCCGACGACAGCGCCAAUGGCAGCGAAAGUGAAAGCGACAACGGCGACAAUAACAACGACAAUGUUGACGAAGUCAAAGAUGAUGGUGACGACGAACCCGCUCCAGCCCCAGCCCCUCUCCCAACCAUGUCCCGUAUUAGAAAGAAAGACGACAAGCCAGCACCAGCACCGCAAAACGACAAGUCCAACCCCGAGUUUAUUCGCGACGCAAUCGAGAUCGGGCUUCAGAAUGCAGAGUCCUCAUUCAAAGCGCUGAAUGUUGUGCCUUGGCUGAUUGGUUCGUUGACCACGAUGGCUGUGCGCAAGCCGACGGCGAUUCAAAAGGCUUGUAUUCCGGAGAUUCUGAAGGGGAGAGACUGCAUUGGAGGAAGUCGCACGGGAUCGGGAAAGACGAUUGCGUUUGCGGUUCCGAUGUUGCAAAAGUGGGCGGAGGAUCCUUUUGGUAUUUACGGGCUGAUUUUGACGCCUACGAGAGAACUUGCGUUGCAGAUCUAUGAACAGGUGAAGGCGAUUUCGGCACCGCAGAGUAUGAAGCCGGUUCUUAUUACUGGAGGAACGGAUAUGCGACCUCAGGCGCUGGCACUGGCACAGAGACCGCACGUGGUUAUUGCGACACCUGGUCGAUUGGCGGAUCACAUCAACACAUCAGGAAAAGAAACAAUCGCAGGGUUGACCCGUGUGCGCAUGGUAGUCCUCGAUGAAGCAGACCGACUUCUUACCAGCGGACCCGGCAGCAUGCUCCCAGACGUGGAAACCUGCCUCUCCGUCCUCCCGCCCUCCAGCGAGCGCCAAACCCUCCUUUUCACAGCAACACUCACCCCCGAAGUACGCGCUCUACAAUCCAUGCCGCGCCCAUCCAACUCCCCCAAACCCCCACCAUUUAUGACCGAAAUUUCCCCCGAAACAAAAGGCUCCAUCCCACCAACCCUCCACCAAUCCUACCUCCAGGUUCCCAUGACUCACCGCGAAGCCUUCCUUCACGCCCUCCUCUCCACAGAAGCAAAUCUCUCAAAACCAACCAUCAUAUUCUGCAACCGCACCAGCACCGCUGACCUCCUCGAACGAACCCUGCGCCGCCUCGCCCACCGCGUUACUUCUCUCCACUCCCUCCUCCCGCAGUCCGAGCGCUCAGCGAACUUAGCUCGGUUCCGUGCCUCCGCGGCCCGUAUCCUCGUCGCAACAGAUGUCGCCUCGCGUGGUCUAGAUAUCCCUUCUGUCGAGUUAGUCAUUAACCUCGACGUACCCCGGAACCCGGACGACUACGUGCACCGUGUUGGUCGUACGGCGCGUGCGGGGAGAAAGGGUGAGGCGGUUACGCUUGUGGGUCAGAGAGAUGUGGCGCUUAUACUUGCAAUAGAGGAGCGCGUGGGGAGACAGAUGGUGGAGUAUGCUGAGGAAGGGGUUAAUGUUGAAUCGAGGGUUGUUAGGACUGGUUUGUUGAAGGAGGUUGGAGUUGCAAAGCGUGAGGCUGCAGGUGAGAUUGAGGAAGGGAGAGAUGUGCUAGGGAGGAAGAGGAAUAAGUUGAAGAAAGUGAGGUAAGGUAAUGUACCUGUACCUGCAUGGAAUAGAAAUACUUGCAGGUGAUGUGUAUAUUGCUGUUGCUAUUGUACAGUUAGAUGUGAUCUUAUUGGUCAGUUUAUAAUCUAUUUCAAUCGAUUCGAUUGAUUCGAUAUACAAAAUUGUAACCGUCUAUACUCCUGGCUCCUAUAAUAUACAGUUCCCACUGAUUAUGGUAUCAUCCAUCAUGACUCCUGCUAAGCAUUGUACAGACAAAACUUGAGCCAGUAUGUAUGCAAGAUCAACAUGUAUGCAUUCAGUCAACGCAACGCUUUUUUCUGUCUUUCCAGCUUCUAUAUCAAUAAUAAUACCAAUAACAAGGGUAUAUGCAAUAAUCCUCCCCA
Molecule: messenger RNA, 2050 nt
Organism: Aspergillus ruber CBS 135680
Lineage: Eukaryota; Fungi; Ascomycota; Eurotiomycetes; Eurotiales; Aspergillaceae
Gene: dbp8
Product: ATP-dependent RNA helicase DBP8
Exons: 2
Coding region: 15-1688 (557 amino acids)
Molecular function (GO): RNA helicase activity; ATP binding; nucleic acid binding
Source: RefSeq, a predicted model, not a curated record